Coregonus sp. 'balchen' is the source of this 14750-nucleotide messenger RNA. NCBI's taxonomy places the organism in Eukaryota, Metazoa, Chordata, Actinopteri, Salmoniformes, Salmonidae. The record is from the annotation of a GenBank genome assembly.
AUGGCCGUGAUUCUGCUGAGGAAGUUUAAGUGGGGGACAAUGUUUCUGGAUCUGAACAAGACUCUGCUGGAGUGCUAUGCAAUUUGUCAGUCAGAGGAGGAGCUGCUGGCUGUGGAGAAAGCGUACCUCAAUACCCCUCCUGAAGAAGAGGAGUUUAGUAAGUUACUGUAAGAGAAGUUUUGGGCCAAAUCACAGGAAAUCUCUUGCUCUCAUCUGAAGGCACCUGUUGACUCGUCUUAGGUUGAGAGGUGAUCGGUUAACCAUACAAGGGUUUAAGAAAACCGUGAUAUGCCUUUAGAGCGAAGAGCACUAUAGCUUUAAUAUAUUUUACUUUGAGUGGAAAUAAUUAAUGUUUGUGUAUUUCUAAAGUUCUAAUUCAAUGUCUUUGCAGAGCCAUUCGAUGUUGACUGCAUAAAUCUCAACAGACCCCGUCGGUAAUAAGACAUGUUGCUUUGUAUUACAUUGAAAAUCAUUAAUAUGUUUAAUUGUCUCACAUUUGUUGUGACAACUAUGUUGGGAAAUUGUAUUACAUACAGUGGCGGCUCCUCAGAGGAGGAAGGGGAGGACCAUCCUACUCAGUGAAUUUCAUAAAAAUAAAAAUAGUGAAACAUUUAACGUUUUUAUUUUUAGAUAAAACUAUACGAAACACUUCACAUGUCACCAAAUAACUGAUUAAAACACACUGUUUUGCAAUGAAGGUCUACAGUAGCCUCAGCAGCACUCUGUAGGGUAGCACCAUGGUGUACUCGGAGGACAGCUAUUUUUCGUCCUCCUCUGGGUACAUUGAGUUCAAUACAAAACCUAGGAGGCUCAUGGUUCUCACCCCCUUCCAUAGACUUACACAGUAAUUAUGACGACUUCCGGAGGACGUCCUCCAACCUGCCAGAGCUUUCGCAGCAUUAACUGACAUGUUGUCCAAUCAAAGAAUCAGAGAAUGAAUCUAGUACUGAAAGCAUAAGCUAGCUAGCACUGCAGUGCAUAACGUGUGCUGAGUAGUUGACUCCGAGAGAAAGACAAUAGUUGAACAGUUUUGAACAAAAUAAUUUAUUCAAGAAAUGUAGGAGAAGCAGCAGAGAGAGAGAGAGCUAUAUUUACUUGUAUUUUUUCUUCUUAGUUUACCUUUCACUUACAUAGCCAGCUAAUGCAGCUAAUUUAUCCUCCUCAACAACCUGACUCAAAGAGAGGAAUGCUAGCUAUUUAUGUUAGCUAGCUGGCUACGGCUAUCCAACACCGCAACUCUUCCAAGUCAAGGUAAGCUUUUGGUUUGAUUAAUUUAUUGCCACUGGGGCCCGCUGGUGUAACUGCUAAGCUGCUUGCUGUACAUUGUACACAAGGAUUGGAUUGUGGGUUGACUAACACAUUAGUUCUAGUAGCUAUGUUGACUAUGACGUUAGCUAAUAUGAUGACAAUGAUAUAGGCUGUGUAGUGGUUAUGGUAUGAAGGUUUGGCUUGGAGAGGUUUUUUCUCCUGGUCACAGACAGCUGUUGUGUUUUGCGCUGAAGUCCACAAGCGAAGGGAAACGGUGAGAGGAGGAGAGCAUGUAGAUGCAGGAAGGAAUUAUACAAUGAGCAACGUGAUGAUGCUGUAUGUGGCUGCUAUGAAGGUGAACUGUGUGUGAGGGUGAUCAACGGUGUAGUCAUUCUGCCGAUUCUGCUGCAAAACAUUUCUUAAACGGAACAAAACAGGGAUGGACCUACCUGAUUUUGUCCAACAGAAACUCUUGUUUUAGUUGCAAAACUGAACUUUUUGCUGGGUGAAUGGAAUAUGCAUGACAAUCAUUCAAUAUGCUGUAAUACAUAUAUAUAAGGCCAUGCUCAUUUAAAAAAAGGUCCUCCCUAAUCUUAAACGGCACCCACCGCCACUGAUUACAUAUCAUCUUUGUUUAGUGUACUUGGGACUUUGAGGAGAAUGGCAAGACUGAUUCACUACGUGAAAGUCAAGAUAUUGAGGUAAUUUGUUUACUUCACAUUGUCUGUACACACUCUUAAUUCAGUAAAAGUGAAUUCAUGAUUAUUACAUUGAAUUAAAUGUAAUGCAAUAAGGCAUCUUAAUCCAUAGUUAUGUAAGUGAAAAGACUGAAGAUAUGAACAACAAAAGCAGCAGAGAUGGGUAUCAUGCAGCAUUCACGUGCUAGUCGGAACUAGGAAACUGACAUUUCAGACUUGCUACCUGGUUGUAGUUAUACACGUGCCGCGUUCAACCAUUUAGCAAGUCGGAAAUGUCCGAGUUUCCUAGUUCCGACUAGCUUGUGAAUGUGGCAUUAAUGACAGGCAUCAACAGCAAAAAAUAAUAGAUUUAGUAUGAAAAUGAAUGUGUGUGGAUGAUAGAAAAUAUAUUUGAACAUGGGAUGUACUUGGACCCAUGUUAGCUGCUCCUGUAGACUUCCAGUCAUAACGCUAGUUAGCAAUGGAUCCAGAAACUCCAUUCAACUCCCUUCAAACUGCACACAGAAAUGGUAUCCAUGUGGUCCUCUGUAGCUCAGCUGGUAGAGCACGGCGCUUGUAACGCCAAGAUAGUGGGUUCGAUCCCCGGGACCACCCAUACUCAAAAAUGUAUGCACGCAUGACUGUAAGUCGCUUUGGAUAAAAGCGUCUGCUAAAUGGCAUAUUAUAUAUUAAUAUUAAAGUUCAUCUGACUCUGGGUAAGUAACAAAAAAGGCUUCAUUGCCAAAAUGUCAUCCCUUUAAGGUAAAUGUUUGAAAGAGAAGAUCAUGACAUGGAGUAUCUACAGUGUGAAGAGUAUACAGUAUCGGCCUAUUAUUCUUGAAACAUAAAAAAAAAAUUAUGCUGAGUGUACAAAGCAUUAAGGACACCUGCUCUUUCCAUGACAUAGACUGACCACGUGAAUCCAGGUGAAAGCUAUAAUCCCUUAUUGAUGUCACUUGUUAAAUCCACCUCAAUCUGUGUAGGUGAAGGGGAGGAGACAGCCUUGAGACAAUUGAGUCAUGGAGGGUGAAUGGGCAAGAUAAAAUAUUGAAAUGCAACACUGCUGGGUUUUUCACGCUCAACAAUUUCCCAUGUGCAUCAAGAAUGGUCCACCACCCAAAGGACAUCCAGCCAACUUGACACAACUGUGGGAAGCAUUGGAGUCAACAUGGGCUAGAAUCCCUGUGGAACGCUUUCGACACCUUGUAGAGUCCAUGAGCCGAUGAAUUGAGGCUGAGGCUGCAAAAGCUGGGGUGCAACUCAAUUAGGAAGGUGUUCCAUAUGUUUGGUAUACUCAGUGUAUGUCUGUGUUGCCUGCCAACAUGGAACAACAAUUAAGACACAAUCAAAAUAAUAGUUAUGCAAAGGCGUUUGAAAUAGGGGUUGGAUGACAUUUAUGACCUUUCCUAAAACGACCGUCACGGUCUUCAUUUUUAUAAAGUUCCUUUGAAACGCGAAGGGGGCAGAUACAGGAAGUAGAUCCUCUCCUGUCUUUGCGAGGUUAGUUAUAAACAUAUUUGGUAACAUCACAGAGUUUUCAAACCCAGGCGCAAAAUCGAUAUAUUUCCAGGAACGCGUCGUGAAGCAGACUCGACAAACCAGCCCGGGGGACCCAUUGCCUUGCAAUGGGAGAAGUGAAACUUCGUCCUUCGUUGUUAAUGUUAUCGAAUUCUAAAGGCAAAACCUAGAUUCGAGAAAAUAUCUUAAGCAGCUGAACCUGUCAUCACUACAACGUCGUGAGAGUCACAAACUGUCACGUUUGAAUUUUUGACAAUAAAUACACUUUAUAUCGACGGCCUGCAGAGGCGCAGUUCGGCGCGACACGACCUUUAGACCCGAUGACGUUUUUCUGCGCAUGAGCUAUGCUAGCCAACGUCGCAAUGACAUCGUCUACAAGUGUGAUCGGGGAUUUCUAUUAGAGAAGCAGUUUCUGCAUAUCUUCAUACUGUACUGUCUUUGGUAACAUUGUUGUGGAACGACGUCACAGCUGGAAAAUGAAGGCGCAGAGGCAGCCAUUGCUGGAGGUUCUGUAAUCAUUUUAUUCCAAAUAAAUACUCGAGGUAAACUUCCAUGGCAAGAGCCACAAGUCAGAUUGUGAGUAUUGCAACGUUCAUCCAAAUGUCGAUUCGAAGCCGUUGCCCAAUAUGUAUUGUAUGGCGGCAGUUUGACAACAUUUUCGAUGUGUUAGUGUUAGGCCCUCAUUUCAAACAGCGGUAAGAGGUCCUCUCUGACUGACUAACGCAUUAGCUACGCGCAGUCAGUCGAUGAAGCUAUCUAGCAACCAACUAGCAUGCUAGCUCGCUAACGUGAGUUGAAAUUCCUGGUAAUUAAUUAACUAGCUAAUGUAACGUUAACUAACUAGCCAGCAAGCCAACUUGGCGGUUACGCCUUUUGUAGUUAAAAGUUUCUAGCUAGCUAAGGACGUUACGUUAACUGGCUAACUGUAAUCGUCAGUGAAAGGGAUUGCGAACAAAUUAAUGUAUUCAUUAACGUUAUGUACAUUACAAACUAGCUCACUAGCUAUGUAUUUGGCUAGUAAAUUAAUAUCUAGGUAGCUACUGUUAGUACUGUACAUAGCUCUGGUACUAAAUUAUUACUAUGAGGAUUUAUGGGUAAAUUAGCUAACGUUAGCUGUGUCAACUUGCAAUCAUCAACUUGCAGUCAUCAUUAGCUACUGUAGCAAGUUAACUUGUUGUUGAAUACCUGAAGCGUCAGCUCUAGAAUUAGCUGAGGAUGCUAACAAGAUAACGUUAGUUGGUAGCAGACUGCUGAGACUUUCCCGUGAAGUUGCAUCCCUAGCUAGCUACAUGUCCUAAUCAACAUGAUGUAACGUAAGCAAACUAACGUUAGCUAGUUUACCGAUAACAAUUACUCAUGGAUUAGGACCAAUCUGGCCACACCUUGUGCCACAAUUGUGGAUCGCCGUUGACUACCGUUGGCUAGCUCGAGAUUUCACCUGACCGUGUUUGACAAACAAUCCAGUUUCCUAAACUGGCUAGCUACAAAACAAACGUUCGCUAGGUAGCUACCUAGCUUCUCAUUUCCCAGGCCUAGGAUGGUAGCCUGCUAACGUUAGCUAACUAACUCAGUUUAAUAUUUUGGCAGUGGAUUCAGAAUCUAAAGCUUUUCCUUUGGCCGGUGGUAGGUGUUUAAAUCGUGCUUGUAUGUUUAAUGUCCUUUUAAGCGGGACUGGCUUGCUAAUAAUUCAUGACGCUUGCUGCUCACUAAACGAAACCACCUUUUUUUGCGUUGGCGUCCUUGCUCACAUUCACAAGCUGUUAGCCAAUGCAUAUUUCCUUGUUAACAUUCGUUAACGACAUGAUGCCAUCUAGUUACUUGCUAACGAAAAUGCACCACAUAAUGUAUUUUUGUUUACCAGUCAAUCAACUGUGUUAAUAUUGUCUGUAAUUUAACUUAAGUAUUGGGUGUCUGAUUGGAGGACGUAAAUGGGAUUUUUCAUCCAGGGAAAGGGUUGGGUCAGGAGUUUUUCCAUCUACUUCACGUUGUCUUGUCCACAAGAUUAAUCUCCACCCCAAGUUAUUAAAUUGCUCCAUAGUGAACACAAGGUAUGAGGUCACUUACUGAUCAUGAUGACUUAAAUAGCUAGAUGAUUCAAGGCUGAAUGCCCACAUUGUUAAAUGAAUACGUUGACGUUUUGCCUCAUCCUCAACUAAGCAUAUAUUGUCUGGAGUGGAACAUGCCCUAGGUUGUACAUAGAACAACAUCAUAUUUAGUUAGGUUAAAGAUAUGCCCAAGCCCCACAAAGCUAUUCUUUCCCCUCAACUUCCCAUCUCAAUUCUCAAAACAUGGGCUGCUCUCUACCUGUGCUGUUACUUGGGCUGGGAGCCCUGCCAGCUAUCUUCAAGAGAGAGGCAGUGAUUUGUUUGUUUUCAAACACCUACCAGACAUACACAUUUGAGAAACAAUAUGAAGGAUGACUCAAAGGUGCUAAGGGAAUUGUAUCCCCUGGCAUUUCUGAUUUAAAAUAGUUUAGACUCUAUAUGAGAGAGAAGGGGGGGGGAUACCUAGUCAGUGGCACAACUGAAUGCAUUCAACCGAAAUGACUUCCGCAUUUCCUACACGUGUAGCUUGAGUUAGCCUUCCUCCUCAUGGGGCCCUCAGUCCCUCCAGAGAGCAGCACUUGAGCUUUUUGUUCACACCUAAAUUCUUAAAGGACUGUCUGUGACUGAACAUGGCAUAGCCUAGGUGUUUACUCAAUGUUUUGUCACAAAGUACCCAGAGUUUAGGGACAGAGUAAUGCCAGAAUGACAACCUACUGUUAACUGAAGACAAGACAUUAGAAAUAACUGAGGAUGAUUGAGCAAAAAACUUUGGCCCAAGUCUAGACAAAUAAUUAUGCCCAGUACGUUCCUCCACCUGUUCACCCCUCUCUCAUUUUGUAGUAGUAACAUCACCUAAUGCCCCCCCCCCCCCCUCUCUCACAUACAGUAUGAUGUUGUGCCCAUUCAAUCCAGCGUGGUCAUCUGUUCCUGCCCACAUCCAUCAAUGGUAAGAAAUCAGCCCGACUCCUGCUCGCCACUUGCCAUCCCAGGCGCAAGUAGCAGCCACUAUCCCAGCAUGGAGGGCCCCACCUCCGAGUCCCGGGCCACGGGCAAACCUGCCAGCCUGGGUGCCGAGCUCCGGGCACAGCAGGCCCCUCAGCCCCGCAAGAAGAGGCCAGAGGACUUCAAAUUCGGCAAGAUACUGGGAGAGGGCUCCUUCUCAACCGUAAGUAGCCAGCAUUCCAUUUCACUUACGAAUUAGCCCUAGAUAAGUGUUGUGGCAUGUAAGCAUUCUUGUGGUCAUAUAUUCCAGUGACUCAUCUUCAAUUCAUGCUAGUUGAUCAGGAAUGACUGAGUAGUUUCAAUGGAUUUUAAGUUAACCUGGCACCUAAUUUACUAUGGGGAUGAAGUGGUCUACUGCGUGAGUUUUAGAAAUAUAUUUUCUUCAAACUAUGUACAGUGCAUUCGGAAAGUAUUCAGAUCCCUUGACUUUUUCCACAUUUUGUUACAUUACAGCCUUAUUCUGAAAUUGAUUAAACUAUUUUUUUCCCUCAUCAAUCUACACACACGAUAAUGACAAGCGAAAACAGGUUUUUUGACUUUUUUGCAAAUGUAUUAAAAAUACUAAACAGAAAUACCUUAUUUACAUAAGUAUUCAGACCCUUUGCUAUGAGACUCGAAAUUGAGCUCAGGUGCAUCCUGUUUCCAUUGAGAUGUUUCUACAACUUGAUUGGAAUCCACCUGCGGUAAAUUCAAUUGAUUGGACAUGUAUUGGAAAGGCACACACCUGUCUAUGUAAGGUCCCAUAGUUGACAGUGCAUGUCAGAGCAAAAACCAAGCCAUGAGAUUGAAGGAAUUGUCCAUAGAGCUCAGAGACAGAAUUGUGUCGUGGCACAGAUCUGGGGAAGGGUACCAAAACAUUUCUGCAGCAUUGAAGGUCUCCAAGAACACAGUGGUCUUCAUCAUUCUUAAAUGGAAGAAGUUUGGAACCACCAAGACUCUUCUUAGAGCUGGCCACCCGGCCAAACUGAGCAAUCGGGGGAGAAGGGCCUUGGUCAGGAAGGUGACCAAGAACCCGAUGGUCACUCUGACAGAGUUCCUCUGUGGAGAUGAGAGAACCUUCCAGAAGGACAACCAUCUCUGCAGCAAUCCACCAAUCAGGCCUUUAUGGUAGAGUGGCCAGACGGAAGCCACUCCUCAGUAAAAGGCACAUGACAGCCCACUUGGAGUUUGCCAAAAGGGACCUAAAGGACUCUCAGACCAUGAGAAACAAGAUUCUCUGGCCUGAUGAAACCAAAAUUGAGCUCUUUGGCCUGAAUGCCAAGUGUCACGUCUGGAGGAAACCUGGCACCAUCCCUACGGUGAAGCAUGGUGGUGGCAGCAUCAUGCUGUGGGGAUGUUUUUCAGCGGCAAGGACUGGGAGACUAGACAGGAUCGAGGGAAAGAUGAACGGAGCAAAGUACAGAGAGAUCCUUGAUGAAAACCUGCUCCAGAGCUCUCGGGACCUCAGACUGGGGCGAAGGUUCACCUUCCAACAGAACAACGACCCUAAGCACACAGCCAAGACAACGCAGGAGUGGCUUGGGGACAAGUCUCUGAAUGUCCUUGAGUGGCCCAGCCAGAGCCCGGACUUGAAACUGAUCGAACAUCUCUGGAGAGACCUGAAAAUAGCUGUGCAGCGACGCUCCCCAUCCAACCUGACAGAGCUUGAGAAGAUCUGCAGAGAAGAAUGGGAGAAACUCCCCAAAUACAGCUGUGCCAAGCUUGUAGCGUCAUACCUAAGAAGACUUGAGGCUGUAAUCGCUGCCAAAGGUGCUUUAACAAAGUACUGAGUAAAAGGUCUGAAUACUUAUGUAAAUGUGACAUUUAAAAUUUUUUUUUUUUUAAUUUAAUGUGCAAAGAUUUCUAAACCUGUUUUUGCUCUGUCAUUAUGGGGUGUUGUGUGUAGAUUGGUGGUGGGGGAGGGGGGGGGGGAGUAAUUAAUCAAUUUUAGAAUAAGGCUGUAACAAAAUGUAGAAAAAGUCAAGGGUCUGAAUACUUACCGAAUGCACUGUCUUUUUUUCUAUAGGUUGUCCUUGCAAGAGAACACGCAACGGCAAAAGAAUAUGCAAGUAAGUUCUAAUUUAGGCAUUAGGUUAGAACUUGGCUUCCAUGGAUCAUACUUGUUGCUCUUCAAUGUUUAAAAAAAAUGUUGUUUACGGAUUGUCAUAAGUGCAAAGUUGCUGUUUAUCACAUUUGAUCUUUUACCCUUAACUCUACUUGUAAUUUUUCUCUCUUCCAGUAAAAAUUUUGGAGAAGCGGCAUAUUAUGAAGGAGAACAAGGCUCAGUAUGUGAAAAGAGAAAGGGAUGUAAUGUCGAACCUAGAUCAUCCAUUCUUCGUCAAACUGUACUUUACAUUUCAAGAUGAUGAGAAGUUGUGUAUCCUUUAAAAACAGACCAUGAUGACUUGGAGCCUGACUGUAUCACCAACUUGUUUAGCAACUUAUCUUGUCUUAGUUGUAUGGUAAACAUGUUUUCUUGUGUUUGUUUGUUCCUUUGAUAUGUCGUUUUUCUUAACUUGCUAUUAGAUUUUGGCCUUAGCUAUGCUAAGAAUGGAGAGCUUUUGAAAUAUAUUCGCAAAAUCGGUUCUUUUGAUGAGACCUGCACUAGAUUCUACUCGGCUGAAAUUGUUUGUGCACUAGAAUAUUUGCAUGAGAAGGGGAUAAUUCACAGGUAAGAAAUGUCAGAACUGGUAUGUCUGUAAUGGUAUGUUACAGGUUAUCGUAGUUGAAUUUAUAUCCUGAUCAUCAAUUUUAAUAAGAAAUGUACAACAUUUGUAUAAAUAAGUUGACUUACAAACUUGCUUCCACUAUGUUUACGCAAAUUAGUCCUUCUUGCUAUGCUAAAUUCUGUUUUUGAAAAUGUAGGUUGACUAGGUUCCCUCACAUGUUUCUUUUGUCUUUCAGAGACCUUAAACCUGAGAAUAUUUUACUGAGCGAAGACAUGCACAUCCAAAUAACAGACUUUGGAACAGCAAAGCAGUUAUCUUCAGAUAGCAAACAAGGUACAUGUAUAGACUUUUAUCAACAUAAAGCAUUCAUUGCGAUUUAUUUCUCCCUGAACAUUCCCCAAUUCUAUAAUGUUCUUACUUUAAUACACACAUUUGUUCUCACUUUACAGUUUUGAUCAGUCUCACGUCGAGUGUGUUGUCUGGUUCAUACCCCCUUAUUGUUUUGCAGCGAGAGCAAACUCCUUUGUAGGAACUGCGCAGUACGUGUCUCCAGAGCUGCUGACAGAGAAAUCGGCCUGCAAGAGGUAAUUGGGACUCUACAAUUUGAGUACCUUGGAGUGUUGUGCCAAUGCAUGAUUUUUCUAUGCAGUUAGUGAAUAUGUCUGUCCUUCUCCGAUAGGAUAUUAUAUUGAUGUCAACUGGUUGUGUGUUUCAGCUCCGACCUCUGGGCCUUGGGAUGCAUAGUCUAUCAGCUGGUGGCUGGGCUACCACCCUUCAGAGCUGGGUAAGGAGAGCACGACGUCUGCUCUUGGCCUCUUUCACCUUUUUUUGUUUUAGCUUCUGUGAUAGGCUUACAGCUUAUUUGGAUAUUAGGACGUUUUAUGGGGUUGCUCUUACCUCCACUUCACUCACUGUCCUUUCUCUGGCUUCCUUCACCCCUCAUGACGUAUCUGUGCUUACUUCGGACCAGAAACGAGUACCUAAUAUUCCAGAAGAUAAUCAAGCUGGAGUAUGAAUUCCCUGAGAAGUUCUUUCCCAAAGCCAAGGAUCUUGUUGAACAGCUUUUGGUAGGUCAUGUUUUCAUCAAUAUACUCAAUGUAAUUCUGUAAUAUCAAAUUGUAUUUGCAUUUGACAUUUACAUCAUUUAGCAGACGCUCUUAUCCAGAGCGACUUACAAAUUGGUGCAUUUAUUUGUCACAUACACGUGUUUAGCAGAUGUUAUUGCGGGUGUAGCGAAAUGCUUGUGCUUCUAGCUCCGAAAGUGCAGUAAUAUCUAACAAGUAAUAUCUAACAAUUUCACAACAUAUACCCAAUACACACAAAUCUAUGUAAGGAAUGGAAUUAAGAAUAUAUGGAUGAGCAAUGACAGAGCGGCAUGGACUAAGAUACAGUAGAAUAUUAUAGAACACAGAAUAUACAUAUGAGAUGAGUAAUGCAAGAUAUGUAAACAUUAUUAAAGUGACUAGUGUUCCAUUUCUUAAAGUGGCCAGUGAUUUCUAUAGGCAGCAGCAGCCUCUAAUGUGCUAGUGAUGGCUAUUUACUAGUCUGAUGGCCUUGAGAUAUAAGCUGUUUUUCAGUCUCUCGGUCCCAGCUUUGAUGGACCUGUACUGACCUCGCCUUCUGGAUGAUAACGGGGUGGCUUGGGUGGUUGAUGCCCUUGAUGAUAUUUUUGGCCUUCCUGUGACAUCGGGUGCUGUAGGUGUCCUGUAGGGCGGGUAGUUUGCCCCCGGUAAUGCGUUGGGCAGACCACACCACCCUCUGGAGAGCCCUGCGGUUAUCAGCACUGCAGACGAGGAUGCAUGUUGUGGUGUGUCCCUCCAUCAUCCACACACUGGUUUAGUUAAUUGUAGUAAGAGUUGAAGGCUUUGGGUCAGUGAACGUGAUUCUGUUUCUCUUACAGUCGCUGGACCCUUCCAAGAGAAUUGGUUGCGAGGAUAUGGGAGGGUACGACCCCCUGAGGGGACACCCGUUCUUCGAGACCAUCUCCUGGGGAGACCUGCAUGUGCAGACGCCACCCAAGCUCACUCCAUACCUGCCAGCCAUGUCCGAGGAUGACGAGGACUGCUAUGGAAACGUGAGACACUUCCACACAUACAUUGAACAUGGCAACAUGAAACGGGUCACCACGUCAUUGUGGCUUGUGAUGAUUUUUCAAGAAUCCUGUUCAUUAAGGGAUCCAUGUCUUUGUGCCAUGCAAAAGCCCAUGCUUUAAGCCAACUUUACUACCUUCUGCCCCCAUCUCCUGUCUUCCCCCAGUACGAUGACCUCCUGAGCCAGUUCAGCAGCAUGCAGGUGGCCCUGUCCAGUUCGUCCCACUCGCUCUCCACGCCUGAGACCAUUCCCCCAGCGCCACAGAGGUCCAGCAGCAACAUCGAGCAGUACAUCCACGACCUGGACAACAACUCGUUUGAGCUGGACCUGCUGUUCUCCGAGGAGGAGAAGCAGCUGUUGCUGGAAAAACAGACCAGUGGGAACCCCUGGUAAGCCCCACUCUGAAGCAUUCUCGCCUAUUCAAAUUUGUUUAAUAAGCGUUGACCAUGAAAAUGUGAUGUUGAAUUGAUAGUUUGAGAGUUUUGUAAAGACUUUGUUUACAUUGCUUUGCUUUUAUUUGCUUGGAAGUACUUGCUCGUAACCCUUACUAUUACUGACUUACACAGGCACCAGUUUGUUGAGAAUAAUUUGAUCUUGAAAAUGGGCCCAGUGGAUAAAAGGAAGGUGAGUGGAAGCCAAACCAGUGGUAUUGAAUCUUUACACCACAUCUCAUAAGUUUUUAAACUCAAAGUAAAUAAGUUCAUAAAAGUGGUGUCACUUUUGACUUACCAAAUGUUUAGUUGUUGACAAUGAGGAGCAAUGUUUGUAUGUAGUUUCACUUGUUAGAGCUGAAGAAAGCUGAUCCUAGGUCAGCAGCAAGGGGGAAUUCCACCUCUGGUGUGGAAUGUCACACUUGGCACUAGCUCCCUCUGGUGGUCAACUCAUGCCAUGUCUCAUGACUCCAUUGCAGGGCCUGUUUGCUCGGCGGAGGCAGCUGCUCCUUACUGAAGGGCCACAUCUGUACUACGUGGACCCUGUCAACAAGGUCCUGAAAGGGGAGAUCCCCUGGUCCCCUGAGCUGCGCCCAGAGGCCAAGAACUUCAAGACCUUCUUUGUCCACACGGUAAUUGUGAACUGCAAUUAACACUUAUUGAUGACACUGAAAUGGCUGAAUCAUAUUUCAAACUGACAUUAUUACAUAACCUCUGGUUUCUUGUCUAACAAUAUUGACUUUGUCUCAGCUUUGGAUGUUUUUAUUUCAUCUUUGUUGUGAUUCGUUUACAGCCCAAUCGAACAUACUAUCUGAUGGACCCCAGUGGCAACGCUGACAAGUGGUGUAAGAAGAUCCAGGAAGUGUGGAGAAAGAUCUAUCACAAGCAACAAAAUCCUGGCCUAUAGGAGAGCAGUUCCUCCUGCGGCCACUCCUUCCUCCAAGCUCUGAGGCCAAUCACAGAGAAACAUCCUCUUUAGUGCCCUUCAUCACCGCAAUGUAAACAAACUCUUUUAGAGACGCUGGCAUCUAGACCUUGUUUAUUUUCCUUUUCUGAAAUUAGCAGAACCAAUAGGAAAAAAGACACCAUGGGAUUCAGGGUUGCUUUGCUUGUUCUUUGUGCUCUGUGAGGCUUUUAAAUGCGUUUAUUUUUUUCAUGUGUGGAUGAUGACUUCCAUGCACAUCGGCAUCUUAUACAUUCUGCAGGGGAACGAGAGGACAGGCUUGUUUGUAGAAUUUCACUGGUGUAGGUACCAUUAGGGCCAUCUCAGUGCAAGGACUGGUUUCCUUCUUCAACCAUAACAAAACACAAUCCAGCAUCGCUCGUACACCAGAGCUUAUCCCAAUACAGUAUGAUACUCAAUCCAGAUCCUAAUCCAACAUUGUAUGCCUCUGUAAUUUUACCUGAACUCGACACACACAUACUCCAGACUAUUGCCUGGUUCAGUAUCACACUGCAAACAGGCGCUUACCCAAUAAAGUAUAUUUUUGUCAGACCCCCAUUGUCCACAUAGUAUAUAUGAAUUUGUUCUCAAUACUCUUGGUACUUACUGACUGCAGUCCGGUUUGGGUCUGUAUGUUCAUGUUUCAGGGCAGAGCGCUGGUCCCCAAAGUGAGGCAUAGAUAUGAAUAGCACUCAAUUGCUUCAGCGUGGGUUCUCCAUAGACAGACUGUGAGGACAGUCCCUAAUAGUACAUUGCAAAUAGGGGGUGGGUGAACAUGCCACUAGCUUGUACUCUUAUCAUAAGACUCGCUUAGCUUUCCUGCACGGCCAGUUUUUUAGCUUAGCCUUGUCUGCUUCUCUCCCAGGGCACUGGAGAUAUAGUUUUAUUAAAGUUAAGGUGGGUAUUUUGACUGCAUUGGCAACCAUGGAUAAUAAUAUUGAAAUAUUUGGCUGUUCUUUACCAUUCACUGGCUAUUUCUUUGUGGUUUGAAUAAUUUUAGUUUUCUUUUGGUGGGAUUGACGGUUCAUCUUAAGUAUGUCCUGUUUUAAAACAAAACAGAAUGCUGACCACCCCAUGUUGAACCGCUUUGGCGAUAAGGAAAGCUUCAAGAGUUACAUCCGUAAUACAAUACUAUACUAUCAUUUAUUGGAAGCAAUCACAAUACAGCUGUAGUCCCAGGGAAAGUUGUCUGCUUUGCCUCGUUGGGUUAUCAAGGUUCAUUAGGAAUGUCCGUAUGGUUUUUCUACAACUUGACACCUGGCCCAAUAUGUGUAGAUUGAUUUUACUUUUGCUCUUUUUUUUUUAGAGAUAUAUAAUAGUAAUACUUUUAAUUCUGACAUUACCUAAAGGUCCUCUCAAGAUAUUCCUCCAGCUCUUAGUCUGUGUGUGACUGGAGCAGGUGAAUAAUAGCCUCUGGCUUGGGCUUAACUUGCUUGGACGUCAACUAAAGGGUAUCUGAUCCAAUUAAGAUGAAAUUGCUGUAUCUGUCUCUAAAGUAAGGAAACACUAUAGAAAGUGUUUGCUUAUCUCUUGCUAGAACAUUUUUUAAAUCAAGUUGGGCGGCAGUCGGUUACAUUGUAUGUAAUACUCUACCUGGUUUGUAACCGACUAGAACUGUGAUGUACAGAUGAUGUAUUAUUGAAAUCUGAAGCAAGUAAUGCAAUGAUAUUAGGAUACAGUUUUUGUAUUUUUAUUCUUGUAUAAGGUUAUUUGAUGGCUAUUGUUUAGCCUCUAGUUCAUUCUGUGUUAUUUAAAUUCUAAUAUAUGAAUCAUAUUUGGAUUGAAGUCAUGUUCAGGGGCCAUGUUGUGUAUGUAUUGAGAUGUAAAGCCUUUGAAUGUGAAUAAUUAUUGUAAACUAUAAUAUUUUACAGCUUUUUUCUUACUAUAUCAUAUACAUUUUCUAUUUGCUCAGUGAUUUAAUCAUAUUUCUGAUAAUUUAAUGAUUCUGUUCAUUCUCUCUCUGAUUGUUUGUGCGCUAGGUCAGUUGUUGAAUGAUGAAUUUUCCACGUAAUGCUUGGUAGUCCAGUAAUUAAAGCAUGUAGGGAUUUAGGCAUACAAUAAAACCAUGCCUCCUGUCUUCUGUUACAACCUGACAUAAUACUUGACUGCUGAAACAUUACAAAUGUAUCUUUCCAUCAGUUUUCUGC